Molecule: messenger RNA, 1889 nt
Organism: Caenorhabditis elegans
Lineage: Eukaryota; Metazoa; Nematoda; Chromadorea; Rhabditida; Rhabditidae
Gene: C45G7.13
Product: Ankyrin repeat protein
Source: RefSeq, marked reviewed
UUUAUUGUGCCAACUGUGUGCAAUCUGGUGCCGUGAGACCUCUGGACAAAUAUACGGAUUCCAUGGGCAAACUCGAGAAGUUGGGAAGAAGUCUGCUGAAAAAGCUGCGCAGCUCGUCGAGCCGGCGUGAUAACGUGCCAACAUCAAGCUCAAGCUCCUCGGAUUCCGACGAGUACGUACACAAGUUUCAAGUGGUACCGCCAGAAACUUUAGAUGAUCGUGUGGGCUCACCAGGUGCAGGCUCAGAUGAGGGCUCCGCCGGGUACGCUACCGACGACACUGUGAUGAGCUCUCUGAGCCCGCUGGACAUCAAGCGUGAAUCGGUUGAUUAUUCAGAAUCCCAAGGGUACUAUUCAAAUGCUGAGCUGUCGCCGGGUACGGUACCUGCACAUCUAAGUCCAAGACAAUUGAGCCCUACGGUACCUUCAGAGGGAUACGAGAUUCCGAUUGAGCGGAGGGUUACGGUACCUGUCCAGAAACCUAAAGAACCUGCACAUCUAACUGAAAACACACCUGUCCCCAGAAUCCCAGGGGUUACUGUAGAAGACCCUGCACAUCAAACUACAAGUCUACGGAAUACUGUACCUUUGCGUCAAUUUUCAAACCAGAGGAGUACUGUACCGUUGAAGGAACCUGCACGUCAAACUACAAGGAGCGCUGUACCCUCCCCGACGGUCCCCAAAAUUAUUACUGUACCAGAACCUGCACAUCAAACUGACAGCCAGAGGGUGACUGCACCAUCCCCAGUACCUAGAAUCCUGGGGGUUACUAUACCCGAAUCUGCGCAUCAAACUCAAACUCUGAGGAGUGCUGUACACACCCCUACGGUACCCAAGAUUCUUGGGGUUACUGUACCAGAACCUUUAAGGAGUACGAUACCCGGGAUUACUGUAGAUCUUGUGGACCCUGUCCCUCGUACCACGCACUACAAAAAACAGGAUUUUCCAAAAAUCAAUAUCCGCAACCGGCACCACCCUAUCUACAAAAGUUCGAACCAACUUUUGGCGGCGGCGGCAGAGAGCAAUUUGAAAUUUCCCGCAAAAAUUGAACGGGCGGCGACUUUAUCCAAUUUGGCAGCUGAGCCGGAAGAUGAGGAUCCUAUUGAUAAAUUUAUGAGAUCACACAUCUACAAAACAAAAAUGAUCACCACGGUUUUUGAGGCCAAAGAUCGGGGAUUUGAGGAAAUCGGUGAUGACGUCAUUCACGAGAUAGACCGCUGGUUUGAAACUAAAAACAUGAUGGCAGUGGCAUGUGAGCUCCACUGGUCAGUGCCACGUGAAAAACGGAGCCGCCAGCUGGAAUGUCGGCUCAAGGAAAAGCUUCUGCAGGCUCUGCGGGAAAAUAACAAACGGCUUCUGUACCUACGUGGCAUGGGACAUGGAAAGACACCAGUGAAGCUUGCGGAGAGCAGUACGGUGGAGAAUAUUUCAAAGGAUCGGGAGACGGAUUCUGUUAGGGGAAUCUACCAACGGAGCUACACCCGGCUACUCCCCUAUCUUCACAAAGAGACACCGGAAUGGCAUUCCCAGUAUUGGACCCUACAAGAUCUAGAAAAAUCUGAUGAUGUGGAAUCUCCCAACUACCCAAUUCAACCGAAUCCUCAAAAAUUCCUAUUUGACACGGAGCCGGCCGAGGUUUUGGCAAAGAACUCCCUAAUUUCACUGAAUAUCAUUGGUUUAAGCAUUUUGGGAAACUCCAGGAAAUCAUGUGGAUCCUUGUUCCUACAGUAAUCUUGUACAGUACUUUUAUCGGGUUUUUGAUUGUGAAAAUUUUCAGAAAAAAAAUUCCAAAAAAAAAUUUUUUUUUUGAAAUUUUUUUUCGAAAAUUUUUUUUUGUAAAUUUUUUUAUGUAAAAAUUUAUUUUUUUUUGUAAAUCAUAAUGAAUAUUUU